Messenger RNA from Adineta steineri, 1035 nucleotides. The record is from the annotation of a GenBank genome assembly. NCBI's taxonomy places the organism in Eukaryota, Metazoa, Rotifera, Eurotatoria, Adinetida, Adinetidae.
AUGUGCGUUAAACCAGAAAAUAUUCUUAUUAAAGAUGAUAUUUUAAAAUUAGCUGAUUUUGGUUCUUGUCAACAAACAUUCUCCAAACAACCAUUUACAGAAUACAUCUCUACUCGAUGGUAUCGAGCACCUGAAUGUUUAUUAACUAAUGGAUAUUAUCGAGAUGCAACAGAUAUUUGGUCUACUGGUUGUGUUAUGUAUGAAAUAACAACACUUCGACCUCUUUUUCCAGGCACUAAUGAAUUAGAUCAAAUUAGUAAAAUUCAUGAUGUAUUAGGUACACCAACGUCUAGUACGUUAGAAAAAUUUCAACAUCGAAACACAGCAGUAGACUUCAAUUUUCCUCCUCGACGUGGUACCGGUAUUGCACGUCGUCUAUCACAUUCUUCAUCGGACACUACCGAUUUAAUUAAUCAAUUGUGUGUUUAUGAUCCAGAUCAUCGUAUUACAGCAGCUCAAGCUCUUCGACAUCCAUAUUUUAAUGCUAUCAGAACUGAAGAGAAUCAACAAAUACCAGCAACUGCAGAUGAUGCUUCAUGGAUUACGGAUGUUCAAGUAAUAAAAACAAAUGAAGACAAUCACGUGAGAUCUAAUUCAAGUAGUAGUAAAUCAAGUACUGAUGAACCAAUUACAUCAACAAGAUCGAAUGUUUAUAAUUCAUCUGCAAUACAUCAACAAUUGUUUGAUCCUACCUUUCAUAGACUUCUUCAUCCUCCACCAAAAGCUCAAUCAUUGAUUGAUACUAGAGUUCAUGGUCAUUCAAUAAAAAAAUCUCCUGUAAAAUAUAAAAAUACUAUAAAAUCUAAAUAUGCACAGCCACACUAUCCGUCGUCUCAAUACAAGCAAUCGCAGUUGUAUUACACUAAUUUAUCAUCUAUGGGAACAAGCGGUUUACCACAUCAUUCAUCUCCAAAUAUUCAAUUAAUUAAAAGUACUCCAUCACCAUUUUUACCGAAAAUAUCAGCUGCUUCAGCUUUCUCAACUUAUUCUCCUGAUGUUGGAUAUUCUGUACAACCAACUACUAAAGUAAAAUAA